This is a messenger RNA of Monopterus albus (swamp eel), 1182 nucleotides long. RefSeq lists its product as uncharacterized. The transcript is spliced from 5 exons. The record is from RefSeq and is a predicted model, not a curated record. Bases 31 to 1182 code for a protein of 383 amino acids. Lineage: Eukaryota; Metazoa; Chordata; Actinopteri; Synbranchiformes; Synbranchidae.
CUCUUCCCUCCUCCCACUUUCAUUGAUAGAAUGUGUGUCCAAAAAAUGAGACCAUCUUCCUUCUCUGAAGUAGAGCGACACCGCUACCAAGCAGAGAAAAUGAUGUUGAGGCAGUUUAUGCUCAUGAAGCAACAAGAUCAAGUUCCUGAUGACUUAUCUGUCAGAGACAUGAAGUCCUGGCUGCUAACAGGAAGACGUUUCCUGGAGGAGUUUCAGGAAAUAAUUGUAGAGGACUGCAGAGACCUGUUCAUGGCUGAACUGGCCUGGACCACAGCGAGACACAUGUGUCUCAAUCAGAUGGAACAAGAGCUCCUGGAAGAGCUGAGCAAAGAGAAGCAGCUUUCACAGCUGUUCAACAGGCAGGUCACACUGGAGGGCCUUCAGAUGUUCCUCUCAGUCCUCCGCCCAGCAGCAGAGCAGGCUGUACACACCUGCCUUCCACGUCUGAACAGAAAGCUGCUGAGAGUCUUUAGUGUUACUCCGAUCACCAGCGGUCCACUCUCUGAUGAGGACACUAAAGCGGUCGCGCUCAUGGAGCUGGAACAGGUGACUGCAGCCCUGGUACCAGAGUUGGUGGACACUGUGCUGAAGUUCCUCCUGGACAAACCAGAGCAGGAGAACCAGAGUGAAGCUGCCAGUGCUGAGAUUGGCAAACUGCUGGCUAACUCAGCAGCUGCCUGCCUCUGUCAGUUUGGGUCAGUUCCUGUGAUGCCUCUGCUUGAUGUCUGCACCAUGGCAGCCCAACGCAUGGUCAAAGCCAUCUACAAGAGGUAUGUUGACCGGUCCAGGUCAUUCCACCUGAUGGACUAUGAUGAAAGCUCUUUUGUUGCCAGAGAGGGUGUCAUCUCUGCCAUCCAGGACAUGGACUACACUGUGGAGACUGACACAUCCAGCCAGGCCGACCUUCAUCUCGGUAUCUCAGACAGGCUGAAAGAGGAACUGGAGGAGAAGAGGGAGGCUUCUCCAGAGAUUUCCCAUGAUGACAAUGUGGCUGGCGGGGGGGCCGGCCUGAGCACAUCAUUGAUCAGACUGGAAACCAAUGAUCAGCUGGUAGCACUGCAGCAGGAGGAAGUGGAUCUGUCUGUGACAGAGGAAUCCUCGGUCAAGGACUGUGACGUUAAGAAAAAGGGAGGUUUCUGGAGGAUGUUAACAUACUUUUUUCAUGCUCAAACUAAGGAAUGA